GAAACAAGCACGAAGUAUGAACCGUUGCCGAACGCCAUCAAGACCGAUCCCGAUAGGGAUGAGAUUAACGUUUCUGCGGAAGUGCUCAGAAGUUUGAGCGAUAAGCGAGCAAAAACCAAGAAUGCUGCCUCCAGUGACGUUGAGACGGAUGACAUGCCAACAAGCGAGCUGUUCCCCGUUAAAAAAGCACUGCGCUACAAUAAGAACUCUGGAAAAUACGAUGACAUUUCUUACUAG
Molecule: messenger RNA, 237 nt
Organism: Ostertagia ostertagi
Lineage: Eukaryota; Metazoa; Nematoda; Chromadorea; Rhabditida; Trichostrongylidae
Source: the annotation of a GenBank genome assembly